Schistocerca nitens (vagrant locust) is the source of this 677-nucleotide messenger RNA. RefSeq lists its product as uncharacterized. Lineage: Eukaryota; Metazoa; Arthropoda; Insecta; Orthoptera; Acrididae. The record is from RefSeq and is a predicted model, not a curated record. Bases 141 to 677 code for a protein of 178 amino acids. The transcript has 4 exons.
CAGCCAGACGGGUGCGGCAGGAGGCGACGUCGAAACGGCCCCGCUCGUACCUGGCUCUACUUCGCGCGGCCGUGGCCGCCGUCACGAAGUCCGACUCUUGCCGCUACACCUGUUUCUACUGCGAGAGCCGGUUCAAAUACAUGGGAACUCGCAGCACACACAUGGAGCGCGUGCACAAGGACCAGAUCAUCUCGUCCAAGUCGGAGCGGAGCUCAGAGCAGGCAGAGCUGAGGCAUUACCCAGAUGAUGCGUCCACCGGCAAAGACUCUCACCACAAGUCGGUGCCUUCGGUGGCACGGUCUCGGACCUCAGAGUACCCCAGCAUAUCUGACGGCCGGCAGAAGACGUCCAGAGCGGGAGUGGCGGGUGUCGGCGGUGGCUCGUUCGAGUCGGGCGCAGCCACAGAGGCCUCGGAGCUGGGCACAUCCGCCGAGUCACCGCGUGAGCUGGCCUGGCCGCAUUGCGCCGAACAUGCUGCGGGGAAGGAUGCACUGACGGCACACGGCACAAAGGACCACCCGGCCAGCGUGGCAACGACCAGUUCAGAGACGCCUACAGAACAGAUGGACUGCAGCGACGAGGCGGAAGGGCUGAAGACGCACAUCUCGACGGCUUUUGGUGGGCUGCUGGACCGAGCCCUCAGCAGUCACCUCGAGAGGGGACUCAGCCCAGGGUAG